UUUAAAAUUUUAGGACAGAUAAAAGGUACAAGGUAAAUAAAAGAGAAUAUACGGAAAAUAUUUCAGUAAACUCUUUACGUUGGGGCCUCUCUUCCCUGUACUCUUUUAGGUGAUUGAAGUUUCGUCCUUUUUAGACACUCACUGCCAACGCUUUCUCUCUCAUCCUGUUUUAUGAAGUUUAUUUAGAAAUGGUAGAAUCGGGUUCUCAAGCAACUUCACGAUUUUACUUCUAACUUUACUUCUGCUUCCAACUUCUUUCAAUCAGGUUCAUGGGUUUUUUUCUUCUUCCUCUAUUUGCUAAAAAUCUAAACUAGUUUAUUGGUUUACAUUGAAACCUUUUAAUCACUUCAAGUUUUGGACAUCAGUUUUAAUCUCCUUCAUCUAAACAUGGGGCAAAACUCUAAUGGCUUGGACUGGUUUAUUAAUGUCUUCAACAAGAUGGAGGGCAGGUGCUUGGAGAUGUGUGAUGUCUUGGAGAAGGAAUGGUUGAAAUAUGCAAAAGGGCAACCAAACUCAGUUGGUAGUGAAGAUCACUUCCAACACCCACACUUGGGUCUUGGAGAAGAUCAGUCUCCUGAGAAGGAACAUUGGGCAAAUCAAGAUGCAUCUUCUGCGGGUGCUCUUAGUAAAGCUACAGAGGAGCAUCUUGUAGACCAAGGGAGAAUUCAAUCAUCCGAUAAACAGAAUCAUCCUCCAAUUGAAUCAAACCAUUUCUCAGCGAACCAAGAAGUAUGUGGAGCUCUCAAGAUCGAAAACAAGAAUGUUAAAGCAAAUAUAUCAAGGCCAUCAAGGAAGCAGAGCCAAAAAGCAAAAGAAAUAGUAAAGUUUUCUCCAUCCACCAUUCAAAAUGAUGAAUUUUCCGACUGGGAGAUUAUUUAAAUCUAUGAAUUGCUUUCCUUCUAAAAGCAGAGGUGGUGAAACAAUAAAAUUAGUGUUGAUCCUCCCACUAUUACUCCUAUAAAGAAUCAUCCUGCAAUCCUAUACAUAUAGAUUAUUUAGAUAUAUGUAUUAAUAUUACUUUCCUUCUAAAAGCAGAGGAAGUGCUCACCAGGCUAUAAAAUUCAUGACAAUCCUCCAAAUACUAACCUAUAGAGAUUUAUCCUGUAAUGCUACGCUACUCGUUUUGUUGCUUUCACUGUUUUUCAGUUUUCUCAGCCUAUUAGCAAUCACCAAGACUGAAGGGAGUUUAGUUUUCCUUCUAUUAUCAGGAGGAAAGUAAUUAAAAGGACAUUGAAAGUUGAAACUUUUAACUUCUAGGUCCUUUCUAUCGGACUCACACAACUGGCUUUCCCAGA
This is a messenger RNA of Cucumis sativus (cucumber), 1295 nucleotides long. RefSeq lists its product as uncharacterized. The record is from RefSeq and is a predicted model, not a curated record. NCBI's taxonomy places the organism in Eukaryota, Viridiplantae, Streptophyta, Magnoliopsida, Cucurbitales, Cucurbitaceae. The coding region runs from base 388 to 879 and encodes 163 amino acids. The transcript has 4 exons.